Glycine soja is the source of this 921-nucleotide messenger RNA. RefSeq names its product probable transcription factor MYB58. The coding region runs from base 1 to 921 and encodes 306 amino acids. The transcript has 3 exons. Lineage: Eukaryota; Viridiplantae; Streptophyta; Magnoliopsida; Fabales; Fabaceae. The record is from RefSeq and is a predicted model, not a curated record.
AUGGAAAUUAGAGAGUUAGAGAUGAUAAAGAAGGGGCCAUGGAGUAGUGAGGAAGAUGAGGUGCUGUUGAGACACGUCAGCAAAUAUGGCCCUCGGGAAUGGAGCUCCAUUCGAUCCAAAGGCUUGUUGCCCAGAACAGGAAAAUCUUGUCGCCUUAGAUGGGUUAACAAACUUAGACCCAACUUGAAGACUGGAUGCAAGUUUACAGCAGAGGAGGAAAGGUUGGUGAUAGAAUUGCAGGCACAAUAUGGGAACAAAUGGGCCAAAAUUGCAACGUAUUUGCAAGGGAGAACCGACAACGAUGUGAAAAACUUCUGGAGCAGUAGGAGGAAAAGGUUGGAGAGGAUGUUGCAGAAGCCACCAGCGUCAAAGCCAAAGAAAAACAAAGGAAAAGCUCAUCUUAAUCAAGUGCAACAAGUGGAAGAAAUGGUUCCACCAUGCAGUUCCAAUCAGGUGGAGGAAAUUCUAUCUUACGCUACUUCCUAUAUGGGAAACACUCUAGUGUUCGAGAUGAUCAACCUACAAGAUUUGAUAAAGCCAAACUAUCAACAGUUGGAAAAUGAUUAUCUGAGUGCAGUUGAGGUUGAUGCCACCCCACUUCACACAGUUCCAUCGUUUGAGUCUUCAUCAGGGUACAACUUCCCUCUACUCCCUGAACCUGAACCACUCUUGGACUUUCCACUGUUCCCAGAGUGCCAGGACCUUGUUCCUGAGCCCUUUGACCCAAACUUUGUUUAUGGGUUCGAGGAGAAAAAAUGUUUACAAUGUGCAUGCAGCAGUAGCCAGAAGCUUGGGACCAGGUUGCCAACUUUCGGAUUGGAAGGAAAUUCUCAAAGUGCAAGUUCAAAUGGCUUUUUCAAGGACUUCCCUAGCGAGAUUUUUGAAUACUUUGAGCACAUUCCAACCUCAUCAGAUCAAUGA